Molecule: messenger RNA, 594 nt
Organism: Dufourea novaeangliae
Lineage: Eukaryota; Metazoa; Arthropoda; Insecta; Hymenoptera; Halictidae
Gene: Rps14
Product: 40S ribosomal protein S14
Exons: 4
Coding region: 83-538 (151 amino acids)
Biological process (GO): maturation of SSU-rRNA from tricistronic rRNA transcript (SSU-rRNA, 5.8S rRNA, LSU-rRNA); ribosomal small subunit assembly; translation
Cellular component (GO): ribosome; cytosolic small ribosomal subunit
Molecular function (GO): mRNA 5'-UTR binding; structural constituent of ribosome; small ribosomal subunit rRNA binding
Source: RefSeq, a predicted model, not a curated record
CGCGCCGGAAGAUAUCUUCCUUUAGACUUCCUGCUCUGAUCGUGUUGUGUCGGGGAGUGUUCAGUAGAUCUAAUUUACAGAAAUGCCGCCGAAAAGAGGAAAGGUACAGAAGGAAGAAGUUCAAGUCUCUCUUGGACCUCAACUUCGCGAAGGGGAAGUUGUCUUUGGGGUUGCUCACAUUUUUGCAAGUUUUAACGAUACCUUUGUUCACGUGACCGAUCUUUCGGGCAGAGAAACUAUUGCCAGAGUUACUGGUGGAAUGAAAGUCAAAGCAGAUCGUGAUGAAGCUUCCCCAUAUGCUGCUAUGCUUGCUGCUCAAGAUGUAGCAGAGAAGUGCAAAUCCCUUGGAAUCACAGCACUUCACAUUAAAUUAAGGGCUACAGGAGGAAACAAAACGAAAACACCUGGCCCUGGUGCGCAGUCUGCUUUGCGUGCACUCGCUCGUUCUAGCAUGAAGAUCGGUCGCAUAGAAGAUGUAACACCGAUUCCAUCUGACUCUACGCGUAGGAAGGGUGGUCGCCGUGGACGUAGGCUGUAAAUUAUGGUUCUAUGCGUGGUUUAUUAUCUUUCAAAAAUAAAUAUUUAAAAAAGAAA